Messenger RNA from Rhinopithecus roxellana (golden snub-nosed monkey), 760 nucleotides. RefSeq names its product long intergenic non-protein coding RNA 2694. The transcript has 2 exons. The record is from RefSeq and is a predicted model, not a curated record. Lineage: Eukaryota; Metazoa; Chordata; Mammalia; Primates; Cercopithecidae.
CAGCACAGGCUGAUGAGGAGGCUGCCCCACCAGGAGCUCUGCUGAAGGCUGCAGCCUCUCUGCUGAGAGUCAACCACUGUGCUGACUCACCAUCCUUGUGGUUGAGAACCCAUCAGCAAAUUGGCAGCUCUGAUGAACCCUGGAGCUGCAAAAUAUAGGCCGGAGAACCUCAGCCGGAAGGGAUUUCAGUUAGUGACAGGUUUUCUAUUCUUAUAUGGAACUACAAGGGGCCCAAGAGGACCUGGGCAUUUCCCUCUCUAGUCCCUGGAAGGACCAUGAAACCAGGCCAGGAAGCAAGGCUAAGGGCAGGAGCAGUGUCUGUCUCCAGGGGUCUGUUUGGACUGCUGGAGGAAAGCUGAGGCUCAGAGCAAGUGAACAUCUCACCCAGGGUCACUAACAAGAGCUCAGGGAUUGGAACCCAGGAGAAGAUGCUUCCCUUCUCUUCUCCACGAGUCCUUUUAGGGCUGGCAAGUUGACGCAAGCUGCAGCUCAUGCCUUCAGACCAUGCUGGGUCCAAGGAAAUGCAUGGAUCUCCUCCAUUACAAAGUUUGACUCCAAGAGAAGCCCAGAAGUGGCUUCCAGCCCCUCCUACCUGACUGUGCCCCGCCCUUCACCACUUCCUGUCUUCCUGCCGCCCAGUGGCAGAUGUGUCUGUGGGGGCUGUUACCUGGGAAAGUCCACCAGGGGGAGUGCAUGGCAAUCUCUCCUCUCAGAUCCUCUGGGGGUUCCUUUCCCCACCCAAACUAGGUCUGGAGGUUGA